Messenger RNA from Glycine soja, 2927 nucleotides. Its product is annotated as two-component response regulator-like APRR2. The record is from RefSeq and is a predicted model, not a curated record. Gene Ontology annotation, molecular function: transcription cis-regulatory region binding; DNA-binding transcription factor activity. NCBI's taxonomy places the organism in Eukaryota, Viridiplantae, Streptophyta, Magnoliopsida, Fabales, Fabaceae. Gene Ontology annotation, cellular component: nucleus. The transcript is spliced from 12 exons. Gene Ontology annotation, biological process: phosphorelay signal transduction system; positive regulation of DNA-templated transcription. The coding region runs from base 491 to 2206 and encodes 571 amino acids.
UACCAAUGUCAAUAAGAUACUAUUCCCUCUUAAACUUUUUUACUAUAAUGAGUAGUUGUUGAGCGUGUUUUCCUGCAACCAUUUUCUUCCUUCCUCGGUUGAUUGAUUGGUGAUGUUGCUGGUGCCCCCAGAAGAAGGGGUAGUGUUGGAAUAUUAUUAAGCUUUGAACUUUGAAGUUGUGGCAGAAAUCAUUGACCCUUUUUGAGAGACUUACUUACUUGUGGUCCAAAACUGCUGAUGGCAACUGUUCAGUGGUCACAGGAAGCACCCUCCAAAGCCAGCAUUUAAAACCUUUCAUCCUCUUCAUCUCUCUUCUUCACCCUUCUGUUUUAUUAACAAUUCAAUAAGAGGAGAAAGAACACUCAGUUUAAUUAGCAAUGGAAUUGAAGAAGCAUUUUCUUUUAUGCCAAGAAGGAAUUGGAUGCUGAUAAGUGGUAUCGAUUGAUCUGUUAUUUUCUGUGGGAGACUGAGAAACGAUGCCAAGCCAGCUAUGGUUUUCUCUGCCAAUGAUUUACAAGAAUGGAAAGAUUUUCCCAAAGGGCUCAAGGUUCUUCUCCUUGAGAGAGACAACAUUUCUGCUGCCGAGAUAAGGGCAAAGCUUGAAGCCAUGGACUACAAUGUUUCUACAUUCUGUGAGGAGAAUGAAGCCUUGUCAGCAAUCUCAAGUGGACUCGAAAGCUUCCACAUUGCCAUAGUGGAGGUGAGUUCAAGCAGUGGCCAGGGAGGUUUCAAAUUUCUUGAGAAUGCCAAGGACUUGCCAACCAUUAUGACUUCAAACAAUCAUUGCUUGAACACCAUGAUGAAGUGCAUAGCGCUUGGUGCAGUUGAGUUCCUCAGAAAACCACUAUCUGAGGACAAGCUCAGAAAUAUCUGGCAGCAUGUGGUUCACAAGGCAUUCAAUGCCAGGGCAAGCAUCCUGUCUGAAUCACUUAAACCUGUCAAAGAAUCUGUAGUGUCCAUGUUGCAGCUCCAAACAGACGAUGAACAACAUGAAAGUAGAGUAUCCAGGGAUAUAGAGAAAGUAUCCCGCUUUGUUGAUAAUGAUCAUGAGUUGUCUUCUGGAAAUGAUAAAUAUCCAGCUCCUUCAACCCCACAAUUGAGACAAGGGACGAGAUUGUUGGAUGAUGGUGAUUGCCAAGAGCAGACUAAUUGCUCCACAGGAAAAGAAAGUGGGGAACAUGAAGGAGAAUCUAAAUCUGUCGAAACUACAUGUGGUAAUUUGAAUGCUGAAAGUACUCCUCAACAAAGGAAAUCUGAAAUUACUUUGGUUAGGGAGGAAGUUGAAAGUACUCCUCAACAAAGGAAAUCUGAAAUUACUUUGGUUAAGGAGGAAGUGGAUAUUGUUGAUGCUUCCAAGGGUGAGAGUGUUGCUUCUCCACAUACACAAAAAAGAAAAGUUCUAAGCAACACUGACAGAAAUACAAAAGCUUUAAUCAAAGUAGGUGUUCAUAGUGAUUCAUGUGAGAUAAGAGGAAAUCAGAAAAAGAUAAAAGUAGACUGGACACCUGAGCUGCACAAAACGUUUGUGAAGGCAGUGGAGCAACUAGGCAUUGAUCAAGCCAUUCCUUCUCGAAUAUUGGAAUUAAUGAAAGUGGAGGGCUUGACAAGGCAUAAUGUGGCAAGCCAUCUCCAGAAGUAUAGAAUGCAUAAGAGACAAAUCUUGCCCAAGGAAGAACGAAAAUGGUUGAAUCUAAGAGAAAGGAGCUAUUGUGUUAAAAGACCAAUUAUGGCAUUUCCUCCAUAUCAUUCUAAUCACACCCUUCCUCUGCCUCCUGUAUAUCCUAUGUGGGGACAAUCUGGCAGUCCAACGGCUGGCAUGCAGAUUUGGGGCUCUCCAGGUUAUCCCUUUUGGCAUACUACUGCUGAAAAUUGGCACUGGAAACCAUUUCCAGGGAUGCAUGCAGAUGCAUGGGGCUGUCCAGUGUUACCAUUACCACCUCCUCAAACUCCUGGUUUUCCCUACUCUCAGAAUAUGCCUUCGUUGCUCAAUGCUGAUGCAGUGGAUCACACAUUUACCAUGCCACAAAGUUCCUUCGAGCAUUAUCCGGCAGAGGAGGUAGUUGACAAGGUGGUGAAAGAGGCAAUAAGCAAACCAUGGCUACCCUUGCCCUUGGGUUUGAAACCUCCUUCCCCAGAUAGUGUGUUGGCUGAGCUAUCCAGGCAAGGCAUUUCCAACAUCCCUCCAAAGGGUUCAAAUUCAUGCUGACCUGGAUGCAUGCACCAAAGAGAGUGGUUCUGAUGGUGACCAACUACAAAAGGGUUCCACCUGAUCAAACACCCUGUUGCAAUUAUUUUUGUUUUCUCUAAGUGUAUGAGGUUCCAACUUGUAGUUUGAGUGGGAAUAGGAGUUGUUGGAGUUGGGACCAUUUUGUUUUGUUUAUUUGGUCCCACCAAACCAAUUUUAAGGUCUCUCCUAUGCUGUUGUCAGCUCGUACGUACAAUACUCACUUACCAUGAUGCAACAACCAAAGUAUUAGUAGACAUUGUUCCUAUCCGAAGCCACAUGCCAAAACAAGGCAACAAAUAAUAAAUGAUGAGAAAAGUCAGCUUCUGCUUUUAAUGCAGUGCAGGACACCCGUUAGGCAAAUUGGCCGGUUGAGAAUUGGCCACGCAUCUCUUGAUGCUUCUCUACACAAAUUUUUGUGGUUGUAAAUACUUGCUGAUGUGUGCAAACUUUAACGGGGAUAUGAUAUUGUUGUAAAUGUGGAGCUUUUGGGGGGCAUAAAGUAUACCCUUAACAGUGAUUUUGAAGGGAGAGAAGGGGGGUCUCGUUUUGUGUCGUUGAGUGUGGGGUGCCUAAUAAUGAUGGAGAGGAUAGGAUACACUUUGUGAAUAAAUAUGAGUACACUCGACUUUGACGGAUGCUAACUCUUCUUGAAUUUGUUAGGAUGUUUGCUCAAUUUAGAAUUGACUUGUUUAUUCUUCAA